Meriones unguiculatus (Mongolian gerbil) is the source of this 1092-nucleotide messenger RNA. It is a transcript of the gene Lgals7, whose product is annotated as galectin 7. The record is from RefSeq and is a predicted model, not a curated record. Gene Ontology annotation, molecular function: carbohydrate binding. The coding region runs from base 603 to 1013 and encodes 136 amino acids. Lineage: Eukaryota; Metazoa; Chordata; Mammalia; Rodentia; Muridae. The transcript is spliced from 4 exons.
UCUUGAAGAGGAAAAGCAGGACAGAUGUGCCAGCCGGACGGGUCCGGGCAGGACCUCGAGUGAGCCAGACUCCCCAGCCUGUGGCAGUUUGAUCUGUGGGCAAACUGCCUCUGCCAGCUCAGCCCCCUGCAGGUCUCGGGACACAGCUGGGUACCGUCUUAACGUCACCCGCCAUUACCGGCUGCUUCAAAUGUGCCAUGCACAGUCCGGUAACGGGGUGCUGGGGCGGGGUGGCGGCUAGCACAGGACAGGAAGGGCUAAGGUUUGCUGAGCCUUUCUGGGUCCACCAGGUCUCCAGGAACCCAGAGGGGUGCCUGGCAGAAGGGUGGGGGAUGGGGUGGGAGCCCAGGUGUUAAAGGCUGUUCCUAUCUACAAGCCUAGAGGGGGGGGGAGGUAGCCCCCGGCCCUGCCCCGCCCCGCCCCGUUGGUGUGGGGGCAGGGCAGGAGGAGAUUCACCCAGUUUUGACAGCUCUGCCCCAGGGCAGGGGUCUGUGCCAGGUGUGGGCGUCGGGUGGAGAGGGUGGAGCUGCACCACAUCUUGCCUUUAUUUAAGCUCCCCUCCUGCCCUCCUGGCCACACUGCUGCUGUACGCCGUGCCAGCCAUGUCAGUCUUCCAGAACAAGGCCCCCCUGCCCGAGGGCAUCCGCGUGGGCACUGUCCUGAGAAUCCGAGGCGUCGUCCCUGACCAGGCUGGCAGGUUCUACGUCAACCUGCUGUGCAGCGACGAUGAGGGCGCGGAUGCCGCGCUGCACUUCAACCCGAGGCUGGACGCGUCUGAGGUGGUCUUCAACACCAAGGAGGAGGGCAAGUGGGGGCGCGAGGAGCGGGGCCGCGGCAUCCCCUUCCAGCGCGGGCAGCCCUUCGAGGUGCUGCUCAUCGCCACGGACGACGGCUACAAGACGGUGGUCGGCGACGACGAGUACCUGCACUUCCGCCACAGGGUGCCGCCCUCGCGCGUGCGCAUGGUGGAGGUGGGCGGGGACGUGCAGCUGCACUCGCUCAAGAUCUUCUGAGCGGGCGGACGAGCGGGCGGGCGGCCCUGGACGGUGGUGGACGGCGGGGACGGCCAAUAAAGCGUAGCCGCGCGCCCUC